GUUGCCAUCAUGAGUCUUAAACAACCCUGCAUCUUUCUCAGAGGAGGAACGAGGAGACAAACAAGAUCUCUUACUCGCGAUGAGAUAGAAGAGUUACAUGAAGCCUUUGUAGAGUUUGAUAAAGACAAGGAUGGUUUCAUAAGCUGUAAAGACUUGGGGAACCUCAUGAGGACCAUGGGUUACAUGCCAACUGAAAUGGAGCUGAUAGAACUGGGCCAGAACAUCAACAUGAAUUUGGGGGGACGGGUGGACUUUGAGGAUUUUGUAGAACUAAUGACCCCCAAGCUUCUGGCUGAAACUGCAGGGAUGAUUGGAUUGAAGGAACUUAAAGAUGCUUUCAGAGAGUUUGAUAUAGAUGGAGAUGGUACUAUCACAUCUGAUGAGCUGAGACAUGCCAUGGUAAAGUUAUUAGGUGAACAAACCAGCAAAAAUGAAAUUGAUGCAGUGGUCAGAGAAGCUGACAACAACGGAGAUGGAACAGUUGACUUUGAGGAGUUUGUGAAAAUGAUGUCACAGAAAUGAGGACAACAGUAUGAAUGGAUGGUUUUGAAUGGAGAGGAUGGCUUUUUUAAUUGAAUUUUAUGCUGAUGAUAGCCCACUUCUUAUGAAUAAUUUUACUUUAUUUUCCUGUUUCUUAAGUGGCAUCUGCUUCGUACAUGAUCAUCUGGAGUUGAUUCAUUUUAAGUGAACAAAGAAGUUUUGUUCUUUUGGGUUAAAGUGGAUGAACAUAAAAUUAUUCAAAUCGAAAUGGUAGCUCUAAAUACUCAUAACCUUAACUUUUUUAAUAUUUACAGUUC
Messenger RNA from Xiphias gladius (swordfish), 797 nucleotides. It is a transcript of the gene cabp5b, whose product is annotated as calcium binding protein 5b. The transcript has 6 exons. The record is from RefSeq and is a predicted model, not a curated record. NCBI's taxonomy places the organism in Eukaryota, Metazoa, Chordata, Actinopteri, Istiophoriformes, Xiphiidae. Bases 10 to 522 code for a protein of 170 amino acids. Gene Ontology annotation, molecular function: calcium ion binding.